UGAGGGGCGGGAUUUCCUUCAGCGCUGGAUGAUCUGACUGCUGCAGCUUUAGGUGACACGUAACGAAAGGUGCGAUUAGGCCUCUCUAAACUUAAGAUAAUUAGUAAAAAAGACUGCUUUUCAUUAUGUAAACAUCUUCACAGAGCUUGGACUUACCACAAGGACCAAAUACAACCGGAUUCGUUACUUUUUUUAAACUAUUGAAUGUCUUUGGAAAACUUGGCAAAACGUGAGACAUUUCAGAGAUAUAUUUCGUUUGAGCAGCAGUCCAGAAAUAUAAUGUUUCACGAGGAGUCUCGGAGGGGACAGAGUUGUUUCUAUACUAAAGAGUGAAGAGAAAAUAAUUCCCAGGAACGUUUCUGUGGAAUCCAGGAGAGGAGGGAACAUGGGCAACGGCGUGUGCUCCAGGAAGCAGAAGAAGAUUUUCCAAUCUCUCUUACUGGUCACGGUGGUGUUCGGGAUGAUCUAUGGUGGGAUGGUGUCUUAUGAGAUGCACAAGCAGCUGAAGAGGACAGAAGAGAUGGCCCUGAAAUAUCAGCAGCACCAGGAGUCUCUUUCCGCACAGCUUCAAGUUGUGUACGAGCAUCGCUCCAGGUUGGAGAAAUCUCUUCAGAAGGAGCGGCUGGAGCAUAAAAAAGCCAAAGAAGAUUUUCUUGUGUAUAAAAUAGAGUCUCAGCAGUCUCUCAACAAAGAAAAGCAAGAUGCCAGUGUCAGAUUUAAUUCUCUGCAUUCCCAGCAUCAGAUUUUGAAGAACCAGCAUGACGACCUAAAAAAGCAAUAUUAUGAACUACAAGAGCGACAUCAGCUACAAGGAGAUGAACACAACAAGGCAUUAGAUGAACAUAAACAGAGAAUUGACCAGCUUCAUCAGACCAAAGAGUCUGAGAUUUCUAAGCUCAAAGAGAAUGUAUAUAACCUACGUGAGGAGAACAAGCAGUUGAGAAAAGCUCAUCAGGACGUCUAUGUGCAACUUCAGGAUACCAGGCAACAGCACAAGAACCUAAAAUCCUCCCACGACCAGCUUGUGUUGACCCUGGAGGACCACAAGAGUGCGCUAGCUGCUGCCCAGGUUCAGGUGGAUGAAUAUAAACAGCUGAAGGAAACGCUCAGUAAGAUGCCCAGUCUGAGACAUGCUGCAGGGCAGCUCCAGCAACAUGAGGCUGCUAAGCCCAUCCAGAACGGGAACGCAGAGGAAAACAAUCAACCCCAUGAUGCUCAGCCAGAGAAGGAGAAACAUGACGAGGUCGAGAAGCCUCAAUCGCACCACAGGGACGAGGUUGGGGAAAUGGGAGGAGCCGAGGAGAGGAGGAGAGAGCUGGCAGAGGAGGAGAUGGAGCAGGCGGGGCAGCCUCAGAAACUAGAGGAGGAGUUUGAUGGGCCGCAUAACGAAGUGGAGGAGGAGGAGGAGCCACAGGCCAACCAACCAGAUGAAAACGCACUAGAAAGGGAGCAACGUGACGCCCAGGAGGUGGCACUAGCUGAGGCGCAUGUGGAGCACGCACAAGUGGAGCGGGUGAAGUCUGCAUAUGAACAGCAGCAGGAGCAGCAGCGUCUGGCUGCGCAGCUGGCGGAGGAGCGCAGACAGUUGCACCUGCGUCAGGAAGCCCUGCAGAAACAGCAGCUGCAGCAGCAGAAGGAGAGAGAGCAGAGAUUACAACUGCAGAGAGAGAGAGAGGAACAGCAGAACAGAGAAGCCGAUCUCAAAGAGCAACAACUCCAGCAAGAGAUGCUCCGGAAAAAGGCACAGUAUGAAAACAUGGAUGCUGAUAUAGUCCAGGGAGAAGAUGACCCACAGAUAAAUGAGGAGAAAGAGGAGAACGUGCACCAUGAGGAGCCGGGGCAAGGUGAAGAGGACCAUGCUAACCAUGAGGAUGAGCGACCUGUAGAAGCGGAUGUUGAUCCAGAGGACGACCCCAACAAUCAGGGCGAGGAUGAGUUUGAGGAGGCUGAGCAGCAGCAGCAGCCCCGAGGAGAAGAAGAGGAGGAGGAAGAGCCGGCACCCGUAGGCCACCCUGACAUGCACCUGGCCGAAGAGAAUCAACACCAGCCGCCCGCUGAAGAACAACUGGUGAUGGCUGGAAACCCAGACCAACAGGAAGAUGCUCUGGAUGAGCAGUACCAGGAAGAUGGCGAUGAUGAGGCUCAAGAUGAGCUGGUAGAAAAUCAGAAGCAUGAGGCGGUACGAGAGGAAGAAGGAGACCCAUAUAAUGAGGAGAAUGGAGAACAGGAAGAGGCUAGAGGUCAGGUUGUGAAGGAGGAUAAUCAACCCGCCCAACUUCACAAUGAAGAGAACUACGAAGAAGAAGAGGAGGAAGAAGAAGAUAACGGGGACAAACCGCCCAUUCGCAGGGCAGAAAUGUGAGGCGAUUAAAGGACAGACAAUCGCUGCCACGUUUGGAUUGGGUUUCCCCACCCCGCCCUCUUAAACAUUACGCCUGGAGACGGUUCUGUUGGGUCGUUCUGAUGAAUAGGAAACCGGUUUUUCUUCCGGUCUGUGUAACUCUGAAACCGAGAUGCACCAAAACGCCCAAAGACUUACAGACCAAACACCUGCUGUCUGCCUUUACUGUACGUCUGUCUGUUGUUUCUUCUUUUAAGGAGCAGUGAAUAAGUUCAGUUUAAAUCUCUUGCACUGAAAGAUUUGCCAUUUUUUUAUUCAGUUGUGGCUCCACAUACAAGAUAUAUUCCAUCUUUGAAGUAAAUCUUUUAACAGUUAUGACUGAUUUUGAUGGACAGGCAGCAGUCACCAAUCAGCCUUAAAUCCUCACCUGGCCCUGCCCACAUUUGUGUUGGUAAUUCAUCCAUCUUGUUGAUGAAUAAUGCAAUGCAGAAAUAUUGUAUCAUGGGUGAGUUUGGCAAGGUGCUUGGGUCAACAGACGUCACUACAUGAAUGUUUACAUGUAAUUCAAGCAGAUAAUUGUAGCUGUCGAAUGUUUGUCAUUUUUAAAUGUUGUACUGUAUGUGCUUAUUUACCAUAGUUGGAUUACUGCUGCCUCAACAUAAACCAAAUUCAUUUAGUUAAAUACUGAUUUUUAUUUGCUUCUCACCAAGUGCCUCAUCGAGAUUAUAAGGAAAACUUUCUCAAAUGUAGCCCAUCUUGCCAGGGGAAUUUGGCUCCUGAUAUCUUUGUCGAAUGUCUCUGUUAUGGUAAACUAUUUUUAUUGGGGGUUUUUUUCUCUCUCUUUUCUUUUCAAGCCGAUCUGCCAACUGCUAUUCUAGUAUAAACUAGUACUAGUGUUCUGUGUGCUACUGGACCUGGUCCUCUAAGUCUUAUUGUCACUGUUAUGACAGCAGAGAAAUGAAUGCCACAUUGAAAAUGAGAAUUAAUAAGAGACAUAAUAUUCAGAUGUAGAAUUUGAAUAUGCAAAAAGUAAACAAAAUGGUUGGAUUAGCUUACUCAAAAUGAUUUGUUCUGAAUGUAUGCUAAAUCACUACAAUAUUGAAAAAUUGUAUUUAUUUUGUUUUGUAUUUACUUUGUUUUUUAUAUUAUAUAAAAUGGAAUAAUCUUGUUUUGUCACCUUUUUAUUUUCUGGGACACAUGAUUUUUUAGAUUUAUUCAUUGAUGUAAUAUUGGUGAAACCAGCUUUCCUGUUAGGUGUUCAGCUUUAAUACUUUAUAUUUAAAAUAAAUAUCUGUAUGUUAGAUUUUUUUUUUCUCAAGUUUUCUGUUCUGAAAGUGAUUAACAGAGAAAUAUUUUUGUGCCGUUUUGUUGAUAAUGGCAUUGUGAGCGGAAUAAAAAUUGGUGAAGGA
Megalobrama amblycephala (Wuchang bream) is the source of this 3750-nucleotide messenger RNA. It is a transcript of the gene golim4a, whose product is annotated as golgi integral membrane protein 4a. NCBI's taxonomy places the organism in Eukaryota, Metazoa, Chordata, Actinopteri, Cypriniformes, Xenocyprididae. Gene Ontology annotation, cellular component: Golgi membrane; Golgi apparatus. The coding region runs from base 386 to 2362 and encodes 658 amino acids. The transcript has 16 exons. The record is from RefSeq and is a predicted model, not a curated record.